Molecule: messenger RNA, 381 nt
Organism: Rhizopus microsporus ATCC 52813
Lineage: Eukaryota; Fungi; Mucoromycota; Mucoromycetes; Mucorales; Rhizopodaceae
Exons: 1
Coding region: 1-381 (126 amino acids)
Source: RefSeq, a predicted model, not a curated record
AUGCCCAACAUCAUGCGACGAUACAACUUACAAGACCCACUUUCGGUCUUGUUUAUCAGUGCAUCCACACUACAAGAUGUAACAGACACAGCACAAGGAGAACAAUAUAGACUACACUGCCAGCGUACUCUUUGGCAUAUGAUCGAACGACAUUCUCGUUGUAAUCGAUAUACCACAUUAAAUAUACCCCGUGAUACAGAAGAACAAGGUGAUGAUGAUGAUGAUGAUGAUGAUGCCAGCAGUUGUAGUAGUGAUGAAGCUUAUGCUUUUGCUACUGUCAUUCAUUAUGAAAAUGGUGUCCGAAAGAAACCACAAAAGACGUAUGCUCAGAGAUUUUCAUACCAAACUCAAAAACCAAACAGUUAUCCUGAUAGUGAUUAA